This is a messenger RNA of Heterocephalus glaber (naked mole-rat), 7485 nucleotides long. RefSeq names its product ADNP homeobox 2 (gene Adnp2). The record is from RefSeq and is a predicted model, not a curated record. NCBI's taxonomy places the organism in Eukaryota, Metazoa, Chordata, Mammalia, Rodentia, Bathyergidae. Gene Ontology annotation, cellular component: nucleus. Gene Ontology annotation, molecular function: DNA binding. Gene Ontology annotation, biological process: regulation of gene expression.
GGGACGGGGCGCGGGGCGCGGGGCGGGGGUCCCGCCGCGCAGAGCGGACGACGCAGCGGCGCUGCGAGCGGCUGCGGGACGCGGCGCUUCUCGCGCCCAGCGGAAAAUUUCAAAAAUGUUUCAAAUUCCUGUGGAAAAUCUUGACAACAUCAGAAAAGUGCGGAAAAGGGUGAAAGGCAUUCUUAUGAGUAUUGGACUUGACAGCUGCCAGGAGUUUCUGAAGGACCUUAAAGGCUUUGAUCCAGGAGAGAAGUACUUUUAUAACACAUCGUGGGGAGAUGUUUCUCUCUGGGAACCUUCUGGAAAGAAAGUGAGAUACCGAACAAAGCCAUACUGUUGUAGUCUCUGCAAAUACUCAACAAAAGUGCUUACUUCACUCAAAAAUCAUUUACAUCGUUAUCAUGAAGAUGAAGCUGACCAGGAGCUGGUGAUCCCCUGUCCCAACUGUGCAUUUGCCUCACAGCCCAAGGUGGUGGGAAAGCACUUCAGAAUGUUCCACGCCCCUGUUCGGAAAGUCCAGAACUACACAGUGAAUAUUUUAGGUGAGACUAAAUCUUCUAGGAGUGAUGUGAUCAGUUUCACAUGUUUGAAAUGUAACUUUUCAAAUACUUUGUACUAUAGCAUGAAGAAGCAUGUGCUGGUGGCCCAUUUCCACUACUUAAUUAACUCCUACUUUGGGCUGCGAACUGAGGAAAUGGGGGAGCAGCUGAAAGCCAAUGAUGUGCUUCCUGUGGACAAGGUGCCCACAUCUGACAGAUAUUACUGUAAAAAAUGCAACGCCAAUGCCAGCAGCCAGGACGCUUUAAUGUAUCAUAUCUUGACAUCAGAUGUGCACAGGGACUUGGAGAAUAAGCUUAGGUCUGUGAUUUCAGAACACAUUAAGAGAACCGGACUUUUGAAACAAAUGCAUAUUGCUCCAAAACCAGUGGCCCGAUUGGCCAUACCUCCAAACACCAGUGCUGCGGGCAUUGCAACCCCUCCUCCUUGCUUUCAUCUUGCUUUGCCACAGAACAGUCAGAGCUCAUCUGUGGUACAGCCAGUGGUGCCAGGCACGUCCGGGACCCUUACCCAUUCUUCAUCUGCUGUUGCCCAGUCACAUGUGGCUCUAGUCUCCAGUCCUUUGCCUGUGUGCCAGAGCAGCCUCACCCUGCAGCCCUCAGCUCCUCAGCCUGUCUUUCUCUCUCACAGGCUCCCACUUAAUCAGCCUGUGAAUCCUACUGUGCUGCCCCUGAGUCAGCCAGGUGGGCCUACAAAUAAGUCUGUUGGAACAAGUGUCCUCCCCAUGAAUCAAGCUGUCCGGCCUGGAGUGUUACCCCUUACCCAGCCUGGGGGGCCCAUAAGCCGACCUGUUAGGCCUGGUAUCCUGCCUGCCAGUCCCUCUGUCACCCCUGGGGUUCUGCAGGCUGUCUCACCAAGUGUGAUUUCUGUGGGUCGGGCGGCCCCAUCAGGGGUCCUCCCUGCAGGCCAGAUAACCCCUGCUGGGGUUAUUCCUGGACAGACAGCAACUUCUGGGGUCCUCCCAGCUGGCCAGGUAGUCCAGUCAGGGGUUCUCCCUGUUGGUCAGACGGCCCCCUCUCGAGUUCUCCCGCCUGGCCAGACAGUGCCCUUAAGGGUUCUCCCUGCAAACCAGGUGGUCCCAUCUGGACUGCUUUCUCCUAACCAGACAAUGCCCUCAGGAGUCGUCCCUGUGAACCAGGGUGUGAAUUCUGGUGUUCUGCAGCUCAGCCAGCCUGUUGCAUCAGGAGUCCUUCCUGUAGGCCCACCAGUGAGGCCUGGUGUGUUACAACUCAGUCAUUCUGUCAGCACCAGCAUCCUGCCUGUGAGUCAGCCGGUAAGAGCAGGAACGUCACAGAACACCGCCUUCCUCACGUCAGGCUCUAUUCUCAGGCAACUCAUCCCUACUGGGAAACAGGUGAAUGGGAUCCCCACCUACACACUAGCUCCUGUGUCUGUGACCUUGCCUGUACCCCCUGUUGGUGGUGUUGCAACUGUCACCCCACCCCAGGUGCCUGUCCAGCUCCUGCCAUCCGGUGCAGGUGGGCAGAUGGCUAGUUCUCUGCCCAGCCUGCCCUCCCCACAGGUGCUAGUGAGUGCUGCCCAGAGUGUGUUUGUUCAGGCCACCUCACCUGUGGUGGACACAAAUCAGGUGCUCAAACAGGCCAAGCAGUGGAAAACCUGCCGUGUUUGCAAUGAGCUCUUCCCAUCUAAUGUCUACCAGGUUCAUAUGGAAGUGGCUCACAAGAAUAGUGAGUCCAAGCUCUGCCGGGUUUGCAAUGAACUCUUCCCCUCCAACGUCUAUCAGGUUCACAUGGAAGUGGCUCACAAGCACAGUGAGUCGAAGUCCAGUGAGAAACUUGAACCUGAAAAGCUGGCAGCCUGUGCACCUUUUCUGAAGUGGAUGAGGGAGAAAACUGUCCGCUGCCUCUCCUGCAAGUGCUUGGUCUCAGAGGAAGAGCUGAUGCACCACUUGCUCAUGCAUGGCUUGGGGUGCUUGUUCUGUCCAUGUACUUUCCAUGACAUUCGGGGUCUCUUGGAGCACAGCAGAGCUAAGCACCUUGGGAAAAAGAGGCUGCCUAUGGAUUAUAGUAACAGGGGUUUCCAGUUGGACCUUGAUGCUAAUGGCAACCUGCUGUUCCCCCAUCUUGAUUUUGUCACUAUAUUGCCAAGGGAGAAGCUUGGGGAGCGUGAGGUUUACCUGGCCAUCCUUGCUGGGAUCCACUCCAAGUCAUUGGUGCCUGUGUAUAUUAAGGUGAGGCCUCAGCCAGAGAGCGUAUCCAACAAUCCCAGCAAACAGAAGCUGACCUGCCCUUUCUGUUUUGGCACCUUCGUGACAGCUGAUGCCUAUGAGCUACACCUGAAGGAGAGGCACCAUGUCAUGCCGACAGUCCACACAAUGCUCAGGUCUCCAGCCUUCAAGUGCAUCCACUGCUGUGGGGUCUACACUGGAAACAUGACCCUGGCCGCCAUUGCUGUUCAUUUGCUGCGUUGUAGAAGUGCUCCCAAGGAUAGCAGCUCAGACCUGCAAGUCCAGCCAGAUUUUAUUGAGAGCAGCGAUUUGGUAUUAGUCAAUGGGGAAGUGAUUCCUGAUUCUACCUUUCCUAUAAAGAGAAAGCUGCCAGAUGGCCAUUUGGGGACAGAAGACCAAAGGGGUGGGGAGGAAUCACCACUUGUUGUAAAUUCGGAGGCAGCCCCAGGUCUGGAGAAAGGGACAAGUGCUGUGCCUUUGAAGAGACAAAGGAAUGAAAGUAGGACAGAGGGACUGCUGGUUAAUGAUGAUGCACUCCAGGUUUUAGUAUUAGAUCCUAAAAAAUAUGAAGGCCGUUCAUAUGAGGAUAAAAAGCAGUUUCUUAGAGAUUAUUUCCAUAAGAGACCAUAUCCUAGUAGAAAAGAAAUAGAACUACUGUCUUCACUGUUAUGGGUGUGGAAAAUUGAUGUGGCUUCAUUUUUUGGAAAAAGAAGAUAUAUUUGCAUGAAAGCAAUAAAAAACCACAAGCCCUCUGUACUUCUAGGCUUUGAUAUGUCUGAACUUAAAAAUGUUAAACACAGAUUGAACUUCGAGUAUGGACCAGAAAACUUGUAAGUCUGUAGUGCUAGGCGAUAGUUUUCAACUGAGGUUUUAAAGAUGUUCUCCCUCGCUGUGUUAAGUUGUCAGUGUCAGUGUCUUUAUGCUGCUCUACAGGAGUUUCAGGUGCUCAGAAGGACUUCUGUCAAGGCAGUGAAUAGUUCUUCAGAUUUAUUGUUUCUUGCAGUUUGAUUUGUAAUUGUUAUUCCCCUGUCAUGUAAAUUACAUCUUUUGGUAUUCCAUGCACGCCUUUUUUUCUCACUAGUGUCACUAUCAAAUGAUAAAAAACUGAAAUUACAAAUACUUGUUCUUUUAAUUUUAGGAAAUUUCAGCUUGUUUGAGAAUACUUGAUUAGUAGAAAAUUAAAGUAUUGCUCUUCCUUAGCUUUACAGGUAGUAGCUAAUGACACAUACAUGUUUAGAGAUACAAGUACAGUCCUGUGAUGUGUAUGGCUCCCUAAGGACACACUGCAUUAACUCUUGCUGAUUGUUGUUUGCGAGCUGUUUGCUUAUGAAAUUAUAAUUUUGGUUUAUACUUUUUCAGUUUUGUCCUGAUACCUUUUUCAAAAAACAUCGUAACUCAUAGGAAACCAGAUAUUUUCAUUUAUUAAAAAUAUCCUGAGUCAGAGGUCUGGUGUGCAGCUCAUAAUCACGUUAUUUUAUAAAUAAAGUCAUUACAGGAGCAGAAAUAGUUUCCAUCAUACUUUCCCUUUUGAUACAGUGACAAGUUAUUUCUCCAUUCAAAGGUAAGACAGUGAAUCUAUAGUGCCUUUAGAAUACACAUUGAGAAAACACACCUAGAACUCUUCUCCUAGCCUGAACUGCUUAUAAACUAGUUGAUGGGAAGGACUAUGAUACUCAGGAAUGAAAUCUCUACCCAUAUGUGUGGACACUAGCUGAAAAGGAACACAGAUUUCAAGCAUAAGGUGAAAUCAGUAGACAAGAACUCAGUCUUCAUGGUUGAGAUUGCCAGGGGUAGACGUAUUAGAACAGGGGAAAUGGGUUUUCCUUUGGCCUAGUUGUCCAAGUGAAUGAGAUGUGUGAUUGCUGAAGAAUUUCUAUUAUAUCACUGUUCUGUGGAUGUCAGGCCUCAUUUUUUCCAUACAAUAUAAAAUAAAGCACCAGAACCAGUAAUGUAGAAGUCAGUUUAGAUCCUCAGUUGUACUGCUGGUGAUAGAUGAUGCAACGAGGAGCCUGUCCAGCUUGUUUUCAGGUAGAAGUAUCUGGAACAUGUGACAGCCUCUGCAAAAUAGUACAGUGUUGCUAUAUGGAGUUUAAAAAAAUUAACGCUUGCAUGUAAUUGCUGUAAUGUGCAUUUUUGAGGCAGUUGUGAAACUGGUCUGUGACUGUUGGUGUACUCUGUUAUAAAUUCAGAGAGAGCUUGUUGGACUUUAUUUUUUUUUUAACCUGUUGUUUUCAGAGUGUCUAUUUUGAAUUAAAAUUUGUUACAUCACUGCAAAUAGAAUUGCUUACUUCUUUUAACAUUGAAGCAUUACUAUAAGGCAGGCAUGUAGUGUAUGCCUAUAGUCCCAGCUACUUGGAAGGCUGAGAAAAGAGAAUUACUUAAGUCCAGGUGUUUGAGGCCAGCCUAGGCAACAUAGCAAGACCCUGUCUCAAAAAUAAAAAUAUGACUCUUGGGAAUAAUGUAAACAUGGACAUAUAUAUUACAUUUAUUCUCUAAAGAACAUUACUUACAAGCCAGGAAUGGUGCUGCACGCCUGUAGUCUCAGCACUCUGGGAGGCUGAGGCAGGAAGAUUCCAAGUUCAAGCUCAGCUUGGGCAACUUGGCAACUUAAUGAGACCCUGUUUGAAAAUAAAAAGUAAAAAGGCUGAGGAUAUAGUUCAGUGUGAUGGUUCCUGGGUUCUAGCCCAAGUAAUGCCAAUAAAAGGUUGUGUGUGUGUGUGUGUGUGUGUGUGUGUGUGUGUGUGUGUGUGUGUAUGUGUAUGUGUUAGGUUUAGGUUUAGGUUUACUUGUCAUGAUGUAGAAAUAAUUACCAGAAUCACAAAAUAGCAAAAAGGAUUGUUUUGGUUCAUGGUUUUGGAGGUCCAGCCCUGAAGACCCGAUCUGGUGAUAGCUUUUUUUUCUUUUUGGUAGUGGGGAUCGAACUUGGGACCUUGCACUUUUGAGGCAGGCGGCGGAACCACUGAGCUAAAUCCCUGGCCCUGUUGAUAGCUUUCUUGCUGGCAGAGUCCUGAGGUAGUGCAUGGCAUUUCAUAGUGAGACAGGGAGUGUAUGUGGGUGUGUAUGUGUGUAUCUGUCCUGGUUUUCCAAUAAAGCCACCAGGAUUCAGUCAACAAGUUUGCCUUGAUAACUGUAAUCCUGAUUACCUCCCAAAAGGUCUCACCUCUAACCACCAUAGUAAGAUUCAGUUUCUGCCUUCCUAAUGCCUCACCCUUGGGCACUCAUGACUAUAGCAUGACUAGAGAUUCCUGAUGUUUCUAUAAUUGUAGCCCCAGAGUGCCAAGGAAGAUACACAACUGGGUUAUUGGUGUUGUGAAGUUUGUUCUUACUGUGACUGUGCUCAGUGCUAGUGAGGCGGCCAAGUUUGUGGUGCUGGUAAGGGGCAGCCAACUGCCCGGUGGGGUUUAAUCCUUGCCUGUCUUUUGUUAUGUGUGUUAGAUUUUCUCAGCUGCACACUACUUUUCAGAUAGUUCUUUAUGGUGACUAUCCUCCCCACUGUAGGACACUGAGCAGCAUUCCUAGCCUUCACCUGGCAGAGCCUAGUAGCACAGUAUAUUCUCACUGAGUUAUCACUAAAAAUGUCACUUCCAAGUGGUCCUUAGCGAGGAAUAAAGUCCUAAGGAGAACGAAUGCUACAAAGGUCAUCUGCUUGCUGAUUUUAUUUUUGUUGUUGUACACCUUGAUGCCAAAUGUUUUAAUGUUAUGGUAGUUUCUGGUUACUUAAAGAGUUUUUAGUGCUACAGAUCAAAAUUUGAUAAAAGCUGAGCUUUGAAAAGAGUAUGUGGGUGUUUUUGUCAGUGUAAAUAUGUGAACUUUUUAUUGAAAAUGGAAAAACAAGCUCAGAUUAAUGGUUUAUAAGGGCUUACUAGUAAGUAAACAUUAAGCACUUAAUAUUGGCUAGGAAAUGGGCUGAAUAAUAAUAAUAAUUUCCAUCCUUGGUGCUUACCCUGUGUUCUGCACUGUCUCAGCAUGUUCUACCCUUUUUUUUUGGUGCUGGGGAUUGAAUUUAGGUCCUUGCGCCUGCAAAGCAGGCGGCGGAACCACUGAGCUAAAUCCCCAGCCCAAGAUUCAAGUUUCUUAAUGAAGGCCUGGUAGGCAGGUGGGUGAAAAGGGAGUGAGUUUUUUUAAAUUUUGUUUUUGGUACUGGGGAUCGAACUCGGGUCCUUGCCUUUCAAGGCAGGUAUGGUGCCGCUGAGCUAAAUCCCCUGCCCAUGGAGUGAAGGUUCUUAUCGUAUUGAUUCUGAGGGUGGCACUCUGGCUGUGUCUAAUUUACAUGUUAGAAAUUGAUAAUGUUACUCAAGAACUCCGUGUUGCAGUUACGGUGGCUCAUUUCCAGGCCACUGUUUACUGCUGCUGUUCCAGCUUUGUUCAUAAGGGUGAUAGUGACCAUCUUUGUUUACUAAGCUGUUAAUUUAGAAGUGAGGUGUUUGGGGUAUAGCUCAAUGGUGGAGCAUUUGAUUAGCAUGCACAAAGCCUUGGUUUUGAUUCUCAGCACUGCAAAUAAAUAAGUAGAAGUGGGUAGAACACACAGCUAUCAAUACAAAUAUUGCAGUUUCUCUGUCCAUAAAUGUAAUAUUUCAUGUCUAACUGGUCAGAUGACUAAAGGUCAAAGUUGAGAUACUAAUGGGCUGGUGGUGUGUAGCUCAGUGGUAGAAUAUUUACCUAACAUGUAUAAAGACCUGUGUUAAAUCUCCAACACUGGACGAACCCCCUCCCCAAAAUAAAAGUUGAGAUACUAAAAA